Messenger RNA from Chaetomium fimeti, 738 nucleotides. RefSeq lists its product as uncharacterized. The transcript has 2 exons. The record is from RefSeq and is a predicted model, not a curated record. NCBI's taxonomy places the organism in Eukaryota, Fungi, Ascomycota, Sordariomycetes, Sordariales, Chaetomiaceae. Bases 200 to 574 code for a protein of 124 amino acids.
GUUCGAUGUUGUGAAGUGGGAUUGCAGAACGAUUUCAAAGGCAAGGGCAAAGCCCAGGAGUUGAAGUUCGGGUAUAAAAUCCCUCCUUGGCCCAUUGACCUUGACUCUUCACUCUCCCUCUCAUCAAACCCGGCCCCCGCAUACUUCUCCAGUACCCUUCCACAACACCCAACCAAGAAACCAGCUUUCAAACCUCAAGAUGCAACUCACAAACCUUCCCAUCCUCGUCAUGGCCACUGUCCUAGCCUUUGGCGACACGGCUUCGGCUGAUGCUUGGUGCCAUGACUCCUUUACUCCUCUCUACCAGAAAUACGAGGUGAAAGCCACGGAAGUCCCGGCGUCCGAUAUUCCCGCCAUCUGUGGCGGUCUCUGGUCUAAUCUGAAACGGUUUGCGUCGUGUGGUGCAACCGGGACCUUCUGUGGCACCAUUGACGGCUUUCCCACCACUCUCACAUGGAGGUUCAAUGCUCCUUGGGGUUGUAACCAUGGCAUGGUUCACUCGGCAUGGUGGGAAGCCACCCAGAACAAGUGGGGUGGUAUUAGCUGCGUUAACUUCGGGCACCCUGACCCCUAACUGACCCGUGGCUACCUAUAUAUAGGUCGAACUGUCCGAGUCACACUUGUUGAAGAUGGCCGUCUGUGGCGGGCCAUGUCUGUCUUCUGUGUUCUUGGAAUGAACCUUAUCAACUAAGGUUGCCAAGCGCUCAAAGGGGAGGAAUGGGGGGAAACGGCGGGGUG